AUUGCUCUUAAGGUUGGCUGCUGGAGGAUGAAUGAAGACGUGAUGAUCGAAUGUCUGAAGAAGAGCGACCCUGUCAAACUCACCAUGGCGGGGAAAAUCGACGUGUUGCUGAUACUGGGAAAAGGUACGGUUAUGGAUCUCAUUGAGUUUUCUCCGGUGAUCGACGGGGACUUUAUCCCAGAUGAGCCCAGUAAACUGUUUCAUAACGCCGCUAAAUUCGACUUCAUGGCCGGGGUCAACAGCAUGGACGGACACAUCUUUGCUGGUGUCGACGUUCCUUCCAUCAACAAGAAAACUGCCAACACAACUGUUAAGAGUGUGCAGGGUCUUCUGGCCGGUCUCACUAGAGAGAAGGGGGGCGCUGCCGUGGAAUCGGCCUUCAGCGUUUACUCGUCUAACUGGGGGUCCCAUCCGGACCCGGCGGUGAUUAAGAAGACGGUCGCCGACAUCGAGACAGACUUCCUGUUCCUGGUUCCCACUCAGAUCGCCCUCCAGCUCCACGCCAACAACGCCAGUGGCGCCCGGACCUUCUCCUACCUGUUCUCCAUGAAGACUCGCAUCCCGGGGUUCCCCAGCUGGGUGCAGGCAGAGCACGCCGAGGACCUACAGUACCUGUUCGGGAAACCCUUCUCCAUGCCGCUGAUCUACUUCCCCCGGCACCGCGACCUGUCCAAGUACAUGAUCGCCUACUGGACCAACUUUGCCAGGACCGGGGAUCCCAGCAAAGGGGAGAGCAGAGUCCCGGCUGUCUGGCCCGCCUUCACCGAGAACCACCGAGUCUACCUGGACAUCAACCACAAGAUCAGCAAGUCCUCCGUCAG
This is a messenger RNA of Notothenia coriiceps (black rockcod), 821 nucleotides long. RefSeq names its product bile salt-activated lipase-like. The transcript is spliced from 5 exons. NCBI's taxonomy places the organism in Eukaryota, Metazoa, Chordata, Actinopteri, Perciformes, Nototheniidae. The annotation marks the transcript as partial. The record is from RefSeq and is a predicted model, not a curated record.